CGCAGCGUACGUGUGUCAGUUCAGUCGUUGAAUUACGUUAUUAUAAAAUUAUAAAUCGAGAUAAGAACGAUCAGACUGUUUCUUUUUAAUCUGUGGUACAUUGAUAGUAUAUUACGUUAUCUGUUUAGACAUUGUCGUAUUCGUCGAUUGUGUUACUUUCAUUUUAAUUUACUAAAAAUAUUCACACUAAAUUACCUUUUUUACCAUAAAUUAAAAUUAACUAUACUUUUAUUCUUUAAAAGUUAUAAUUCAUUUUCACUUGUUCAAGUAGUGUCUGUAAAUAAUUCUUAUAACAAGAGGUUAACCCGCUCUCUUGUCAAGUGUCAAGUGUGUAGAUGUUUUCAAGUUUUACUACUUUCAAGUUAUUUUAUUUAAAAUAUAAUAAAUAGAUAUCUAAAAGAAUACUCAAUGCCAAUCGUCUCUUCAUUACGCAUAUGUGGUCUGGUGGUAAUUUGAUUCGUUUUAUCAGUGAACUACUGGUUAGCAAUAUAGUGGCGAAAGUGAUUCAUUUGUUUCAAUUACGAUUUGAAUAGAUUUUGUGUUAAUAUCAGCUUCUAUUUUGUUUUUUAACAAAAGUGCAAGAAAUCUAUAUCAAGCUUCAAGAUCUUAGGAAUAUUUUCCUUUAUCGUGUCAGGUUUUGACUGCUGGAUGCUUUAAUAGACCAUGAAACAAUGGAUUUAAAUCAUGUGUACAAGAAAUAAAACACGAUAGCCAGACAUAAUAAAUAGAUUCUAUUUGUAAUGGAAGUGGAGUCAAGGUGGUGAGAUGAAGUGUUGCGGAGAGACGGGAGUGCGCGCCGCUAGAAGCGGGCGCGGCGGCGCAGCUUACUGCGCGCGAGUGGCGCGGCUACGGCGUGCGCUACUGCUGCUGGCCGCCGCCGCCUGCACAGCAGCCGCACUGCUCUACUGGCGCCAGCAGACCGACGGCAGCGCUACCCGCCCCCUGCACAACGUCUUCUCUGGUGCUGAGCCCGAAUGGACCUGGCUGUGUCGCAACGAGCGCUGCGAGCGGCUACCCGCGGCGGAGAUGUCCUCCUUGCAAUCGCUACCCACCUGCAACAUGCUGUGCGCCUCCACGCAGCUGUGGCCGCAGCCCACGGGGCCCGUCAGCCUGGCCACCGCAGCCGUGCCCGUCUCCGCGGCCGGCUUCGCGCUCGAGGUCAUCGCCGCACCCACGCAUGACGUCGCCGACCACCUCGAGGACGCCUUCAGUAUCCUACGCGAGGACCUGCGCACCCUGGAGCGUCAGAUCGGCGACACCAAGCGAGGCGACAUCGGACCCGCGCACGAAGUCAUCGUGCGGGUCUCGGUCAAUGGCAGCCAAGACGUUCGUAUGCGAAUCGACACCGAUGAGAGCUACAAGCUGUCGCUCCGGCCGGAGGGAUCGACUCUCGUGGCCCACAUUACGGCGCAAUCCUUUUGCGGCGCACGCCACGGCUUCGAAACCCUCUCUCAGGUGGUCUGGCUCGACCCCUAUGCCGGCUCUCUGCUCAUUCUAGAAGCGGCCACGGUGGACGACGCCCCGCGCUUUCGCUAUAGGGGACUUUUGCUGGACACCGCACGGAACUAUUUCCCCGUAGGCGAGAUCAUGCGCACCAUCGACGCCAUGGCCGCCUGCAAGCUUAACACAUUCCACUGGCACGUCAGCGACUCGCAAUCGUUCCCUCUGCGGUUGAAAAGCGCGCCGCAGCUGGCGCAACAUGGCGCGUACGGGCCCGGCGCCGUCUACACCACCGAGGAGGUGCAGGCGGUGGUGCGGCGCGCCAGGCUGCGUGGCAUCCGCGUCCUGCUCGAGGUGGACGCUCCGGCGCACGUCGGCCGCGCCUGGGCCUGGGGCCCGCAGGCCGGCCUCGGCAAUCUCGCGUUCUGCGUCGAGGUCGAGCCCUGGAGCGCGUACUGCGGCGAGCCGCCGUGCGGACAGCUCAACCCGCGCAAUCCUCACGUCUACGAAAUACUGGAGCGAAUAUACGCCGAGAUCAUCGAGCUGACCGGCGUCGAUGACAUUUUCCAUUUGGGCGGCGACGAGGUCUCCGAGCGCUGCUGGUCGCAAUACUUCAACGACACCGAUCCUAUGGAUCUCUGGAUGGAUUUUACUCGCCGCGCGAUGCGAGCGCUCGAGCGCGCGAACGGUGGUAAGGCGCCGGAGAUGACGCUGCUGUGGUCGUCGCGCCUGACGCGCUCGCCUUACCUGGAGCGCCUGGACGUGAAGAAAUACGGCAUCCAGGUGUGGGGUGCGUCGCGGUGGCCGGAGUCCCGCGCGGUGCUGGACGCCGGUUUCCGCUCAGUGAUAUCGCACGUGGACGCGUGGUACCUGGACUGCGGCUUCGGCUCGUGGCGCGACAGCUCCGAUGGCCACUGCGGCCCAUACCGCUCCUGGCAGCAGAUCUACGAGCACCGGCCCUGGGUGGAGGAGUCCAGCGGCGGGCCAGGUGUGGGGUUGACGGGGGAGAGCUGGCGCAUCGAGGGCGGCGAGGCGUGCCAGUGGAGCGAGCAGCUGGCGGCGGGCGGGCUGGACGCGCGCGUUUGGCCGCGCGCCGCAGCGCUGGCGGAGCGGCUGUGGUCGGACCGCGCGGAGGGCGCCGCUGCCGACGUGUACCUGCGCCUGGACACGCAGCGCGCGCGGCUGCGGGCCCGCGGCGUGCGCCCCGCGCCGCUCUGGCCGCGCUGGUGCACCCACAAUCCUCACGCCUGCCUCUAGCGACCCCACACAACACUACACACUUCUCUGUGUCACUGCCCUUAUUGAUGCUCUCGUUAUUUCAUCCUUACUAUGAAUUUAAUUAGAGGAUGAAAAACAAUCUAUGACGUUAUGUUGAAUGAAAAUAAUUCACAACAGAUAAAUACAAUUAAUGUUAUGCCAUCGUAAGUUGACAUCUAGUACAUUAUAGUACUUCAAUUAAGUUCGAUACGUUGUGACGAGAAUUAGUGCUAACAUUUACUAAUCUGCGAAAACUUUUUCGUGUUAAACAAAAUUUAGGUUUAAAUAUUCAAUAUAUGUGACAUAAGGAGGACGACACUCCAAUAAUAAAGCGAGGAAUAAGUAUCGGAUAUUAAGCUUUCAAAGUGUCGAUUUACGACAUUCUUUUCGUAAAUACUUAAACAAAAAUUGGCACUUAGUACUUGCUUGACUUAUUUGACCUAUAUAUUUGGAACAGAUAUAAUCUAUAAUUGUGUCUAGUUAUUGCUUUCGACAGCUUUAGUGAACUCCUCAGAAAUAUAUUUUGUUUACAACUUUUUAUGACGACAUUUGUAGCUUAAUUUCCUGUACUGCAAUUUUUGAUCGAUUUAUGCAACUUGUAUUCAAAUUGCACUGAAAUAUAUCGACUAGACAUUUGUCAUAUUUUUGUGCAAUCUUUUAAAAAUAUACAUUGUUUCUAUAGCAAUAGUUCAAGCGAUCAUAAAAGUCCAAUUUCUAAGUCCAUAUAAAAUUGUUCUUGACAAUCGAAACUAGUCUUUGUGCUUCUAGAAAUUACCUCAAACAUCACAAGAGCACUUUAUUUAUUUUAAGCUGUACACGCCUUAAUGUAAAAUUGAACUCUAUGUCUUGUGUGUUACAGUCUAAAAUCAAUUGCGAUAUACUCAACGUGUACAUAUGCUGAUACUUAGUUAAUUUAAAUGUUAAAUAUGAAUUAUAAGUAAAUAAACAAUUCAUAUAAAUAAGUGUACAGUAGUCGUACAUGGCGAAUGUUAACGCGCGAGUCAUUGCGCAGAAUACAAUGUUAGGUGUGUUGUAGGCGUAGUGGAAUGCGUGCGCGCGCACAUGUCUUGAGCCUCCAAGAUAUUUGAAAAGAACUAUACUAGUAUUAAGCGUACAAUGUAUUGAUAUAUAAAUCAAAUUACAUAAGACAUUAUCAUAUAGAUAUACAAUAUGCAAUUUUUUUUUCAUAAAUCAAUUUAAGACUAUUAUAUAUAAGGGUAAUAAUUGCUACAAAUCCAAUGCAAUUAUUAGAUUUACAUCACA
Messenger RNA from Papilio xuthus (Asian swallowtail), 3960 nucleotides. It is a transcript of the gene FDL, whose product is annotated as fused lobes. Gene Ontology annotation, molecular function: beta-N-acetylglucosaminidase activity. Gene Ontology annotation, biological process: carbohydrate metabolic process; glycosaminoglycan metabolic process; protein deglycosylation. The transcript is spliced from 5 exons. Gene Ontology annotation, cellular component: plasma membrane. The record is from RefSeq and is a predicted model, not a curated record. NCBI's taxonomy places the organism in Eukaryota, Metazoa, Arthropoda, Insecta, Lepidoptera, Papilionidae. Bases 766 to 2697 code for a protein of 643 amino acids.